AUGAAGGAAAAGAACGAGGUCAUCCAGGAGUUCAAGGAACUCGUCAACAUGACGGCCAAGGAAUUGAAGGACUGGCUAAAGGGCGACCAGUCUGAAGGCGCAGGAUGGCCUAAAGAGGAUGGGGGCGGAGAAUCUGUUGGCCACGACAGCGGUCGACAGAUUGUUGAGAUUCUAGAGGCCAACUCGGAAAAGGAUCCGGAAAAGUACACGGACGAUCACAUCACCCACAUGAGAAAGGUGGUAGGCUACAUCAAACGGCACUUGGCUCAAGAAGAAAAGGCAAAUAAUAAAAAGCCCGUUGAGGAGGUCAAAAAGACCAAAUCUUAUGCAUCGCUCAAGAACUGGGGCCACGAUACCAUCAAGAAGCGGGAGGCAAACGGAGGCGGCGCUGAAGCAGAUGCCGAAGGCGAAGAGCAAGAGCAAGAGGAAGGAAAGGAAGACGAAGACGAAGAUGAAGAGGAAGAGGAAGAGGAAGAGGAAAAGGCAGGAGAAAAACGAAAAGCGCCAGAUGACCAGUCUGGUACAAGCAAGAAGAGAGAAACAGAGGAUGGCGCAGCGGCAGUAGACAAUGAUGAAAAGGAAAAGGACGAGCAGGCUGAAGAAGAUGAGGAAGACUCAAAGAAAGGAGACCAUCCGAAUGGCAAAGAAGGAGGAAACGGAAAAGAGACAAAAGGUCCUGAAAAGGGAGAUACAGUGAGCUGGAACUGGGGCCAAGGGCAGCCUGAAGGGAAGGUCAAGGAGGUCAAUCCUGGAGAGACGACUAUUGAGACGAAGAAAGGAACCCAAGUAUCGCGAAAGGGAGAUGAAGACGAUCCUGCCGUCGUCCUUGAUACGGGAAAGUCGGAGGCGGUCAAGUUGAACCACGAACUCAACGAGACGGAGGAUUAA
Messenger RNA from Trichoderma atroviride IMI 206040, 888 nucleotides. RefSeq lists its product as uncharacterized. The record is from RefSeq and is a predicted model, not a curated record. Lineage: Eukaryota; Fungi; Ascomycota; Sordariomycetes; Hypocreales; Hypocreaceae.